Molecule: messenger RNA, 685 nt
Organism: Mesocricetus auratus (golden hamster)
Lineage: Eukaryota; Metazoa; Chordata; Mammalia; Rodentia; Cricetidae
Gene: Rpl27a
Product: ribosomal protein L27a
Exons: 5
Coding region: 200-646 (148 amino acids)
Biological process (GO): translation
Cellular component (GO): ribosome; cytosolic large ribosomal subunit
Molecular function (GO): structural constituent of ribosome
Source: RefSeq, a predicted model, not a curated record
GUCAGGGAGACUGGCGCCACCAGCACACCCCGCCCUCCUAUACGGAAAGGAAGCCGCUAGCGGGCGCCGGAAGCCGGUGACAUCAGAAGCCCCGCCCAAGACCAGCCUCCUGGCCGGAAAUGAGGCGUUGGUCCCGCCUCCGCAUCUGCUACCUCGCGAGACUUUGCGUGCUCCUCCCUCUUUCCUUUCUGCCGCCGCCAUGCCAUCCAGACUGAGGAAGACCCGGAAACUCCGGGGCCACGUGAGCCAUGGCCACGGCCGCAUUGGUAAACACCGCAAGCAUCCAGGAGGACGCGGGAAUGCUGGAGGCAUGCAUCAUCACAGGAUCAACUUCGACAAAUACCAUCCAGGUUACUUUGGUAAAGUUGGUAUGAGGCAUUACCACUUAAAGAGGAACCAGAGCUUCUGCCCGACUGUCAACCUGGAUAAGUUGUGGACACUGGUCAGUGAGCAGACACGGGUCAAUGCUGCCAAGAACAAGACUGGAGUUGCUCCCAUCAUUGAUGUUGUGCGAUCGGGCUACUACAAAGUUCUGGGGAAGGGAAAGCUUCCUAAGCAGCCUGUCAUCGUGAAAGCCAAAUUUUUCAGCAGAAGAGCUGAAGAGAAGAUAAAGGGUGUUGGAGGUGCCUGUGUCCUGGUAGCUUGAACCACCCAGGGAGAUUAAUUAAAUGCUAACAUUUUCCAA